AUGCGGAGGGAAGCUGAGGUAAACCACGCACAUAUGCACUACGUCAAAUGCUCCCCGAUAAAUAGGCCAAUGACUUCCAAGUUCCAAAAACCCUCACUUUCAAAAUGAGGCCAAGUGCGCAACCUUUCUUGUACUUUUCGCACGCCAGCUCAUACCGCGAAAAUGUAGCCUCUGCUCGCAGGGUACCUUUCUUGUGAAAAUGAGGUUUAUUUGCAUGAAAAUAAAAAUAAUCAUUUCCAUAUUAAAGGCUGACCACUUAACCUUGUUCAAAUACAGAGGUACAGGGGAACUCGAAAGUGACUUAUUUAACACUAAGGGGGUUCAUAGCUUGUACUGCCGAAAGUUAUUCAAUUUUAAAGCUGAGUUCCCCGGUUUGAAUGGGCAAAAAUAUUAUUUUUAAAAAAAUGUAUUGCUUUUUUUACGACAAAACCGGCUAAUAUUAUAUUUUGUACUGUCAUUGUAUUCAUUUGGCCACUAGUUUCAAUUGGACUUUACUCUGAGCUAUGCGCAAAUAAUAUAUUUAAAAAUUAUUCCACGAGUGCGUGUUGGAUAUGAGAUGGUAGAUAGCCAACUCGGCGCGUAAUCAUCUCAUGAUCAUAUACAAGCACGAGUAAGUGUCCCUAACCCUUCAAUUUGUUUUCUUUUGGUAGAUUUCCAUAUCUUUCAAAAACUCAUUUUCGAAAACAAUUUUCAGAAAUAUUGAAUCCUUUUUUUUGACGAGCGCUAAAAGUUACUGAAAUUUUUAAAUUUUGGCGCGCUAUAAGCCCCGCUGGACAAAUUUUUGUCUCGUGGGCUCAUUAAGAACGAGCCAAUGAAAAGCGUCCGAUAUUUGACACUUUUUUAGCUGUGACGUAAGAAAAGGACACCUAUCAGAGGGAAUCUUAUGCAUGCUGAUUCCUUUCUCUUUAUUUCGAGAGUUGCUGCAUUCAAAAACCACACAUUUUUCGACCAUUUACUCUGUUAAACAAUAAAGCAUUACCGCGAAUCUUCGCAUAUUUUUGCCCGAUGUCCUUUUUUUUCGUCACGCUCCAUAUUUGGACACAUUUCACCGAGUGGGGGACUAACGCGAACGAUAGGUAAAAAUAUCGACAAGAUUGCCUGCACUUUUAGUGCUCGUAAAAAAAAGGAUUCAAUAUUUCUGAAAAAUUUUUUCGAAAAUGAGUUCUUGAAAGAUAUGGAAUUUUAACUUGGAGCAGACGUGUACAUUUACCAUAUUUGUAGAUCAUGGUAGAAUGGCGCAUAUACCAUGAUGGCUAAGCCAAUCAGAGCUCUAGAAUUGCAUUUUCCGACGAUUCAGAUCUUAAUAAUCAUGUUUAGAUCAAGAUCGUUCUGUGGCCCCCACGUAAGGGGAUCCAAGACAGUCGACUUGGAUUCUGGACUCCACGCCGUGGACUCCGGUACUGGAAUCCAGUCUUUGUCAGUGGUACUUGGAUAAUCCGGAUUCCAAUCGUUAGGGGGAUUCCGGAUUUUUUGAGGGAUAAUCCGGAUUCCACAAGCAAAAUUUUUCCCCAGUCCGGAUGACACAGGAAGAAAAUUUCCCGGAUUCUGGAAUCCGGAAUCCCGUACUGAUGAUUUUUUUUAAAUUUAAUUCUUUCUCUCUGCGUCUUAAGGAUGCCACAUCUGAGGGAUCAUCAACCUCUUUCGCAAGGGGCCCUUUAAGAGUAACACUAGUGGGAGACGAAUGGGGAUCAUCAAAAGGCGGAUUAUCUACGCUGAACAGAGAACUAGCAAAACAUUUGGCACGGCAGCCUGGGGUAGAGGUAACCCUUCUGUUGCCACAUUACAGUGAAAGAGAGAAGCAAGAAGCUAAUGACUGUAGAGUAAGCCUUGCGACACCUGAGCCAAUGACUGGGUUUGAUUCCAUCCGGGCAUUGAGCUUUACCAGAGAAGAUCAUGAUAUUGAUGUUGUUGUAGGCCAUGGUCAGAAGCUAGGAGUACCAGCCCAGGCCAUAGCAAAACAGCGCAAGUGCAAGCGAGUUCAUAUAGUACACACUGCCAGUGAAGAGCUUGCAAUGUUUAAGGAAGGCGAAACAGCGCUACCAAAAGGCGAGGAAAAACACCAAGCUGAAUUAAAACUGUGUAAGGAGGCUGAAAUCGUCGCGGCUAUUGGACCGAAGCUAGCGGAAGCCAUCUCCGCCCCCCUGCGGUCGUACCGUAAGGAUCAACAAGUGAUAGAUAUUACACCUGGAAUCUUUCCGGAGUUCAAAAAGAUGCAGCAAGCCAGUGAGGAGAGGGGAAAGUUCCGCAUCCUAGUGUUUGGUCGGGGUGACUCGGAAGACUUUGAACUAAAGGGAUACGAUAUAGCCGCCCAAGCUGUAGCAGGCUUGAAUGAUAAAAGCUACCUUCUAAUAUUUGUCGGAGCGCCAAAAGGAAAAGAAGAAGAGGUCAAAAAUAACUUGCUGAAGUGCGGCAUUUCUCGCAACCAACUUAUCGUGCGAGGCUUUAUUGAGAGUCGUGGUGAAUUGGAAAAUCUCUUCUGUGAGGCGGAUUUAGCCAUUAUGCCGUCACGAACAGAAGGUUUUGGCCUCGCAGCACUCGAAGCUCUUUCCGCUGGCCUCCCUAUUUUGGUGGGUGAUAAUUCUGGAUUCGGAAAAGCUCUGCAGACUUUAACUUUUGGUUCGUCGUUCGUGGUAGACUCUGAUGAAACUGAGGAGUGGGGUAAAGCUAUUAGACGUGCGAGACAGAAAGAAAGGCAAAUUCGGCUCAACGAAGCGCUCUCUCUGCGAGAGUUUUAUGACGAAAAGUUCAAGUGGGAGACGCAAUGUAAGAUCCUGCUUGAAAGAAUGCGCCUUCUUUUUCAAUAA
Messenger RNA from Porites evermanni, 2804 nucleotides. NCBI's taxonomy places the organism in Eukaryota, Metazoa, Cnidaria, Anthozoa, Scleractinia, Poritidae. The record is from the annotation of a GenBank genome assembly.